Molecule: messenger RNA, 1939 nt
Organism: Aspergillus pseudonomiae
Lineage: Eukaryota; Fungi; Ascomycota; Eurotiomycetes; Eurotiales; Aspergillaceae
Product: putative metaphase-anaphase transition protein (Mlo2)
Exons: 5
Coding region: 235-1773 (512 amino acids)
Cellular component (GO): cytoplasm
Molecular function (GO): zinc ion binding; ubiquitin protein ligase activity
Source: RefSeq, a predicted model, not a curated record
GUUCAACGUGAUUAUCACGAUGGUGGAUAUAGUCCUGGAACAGACAUACGGUAUGAUUCGCGAUGCGCUUCAUAACCGAUGUUUCCAUGGUUUAAAACAAACACUUAAAGUGCUCUGGCGCCGCGCCGUGUCUGAACGCAUAACGAGAGCUAGGCGCAGAACAGUUUUUAUUCAUCCUACCAUCGCUGUUUGAUUAGUAUACUUAUAUCUAAAUCAGCGGCUCAUUUAAUUAAUAUGGAUAACUCUGAGACCGUGCCGUCUGAUGCCGACCAGACGAAGAACGGCCACAAUGCCAGCAACCGGCGCGAGAGCUUCAGCUCGCAGAACUCGCAGACUGCGAAAGAAUUCAUCGAAAGUCAGAUGCAACUCGAAGCUGAUGCACGCGAAAUCUUACCUUAUUCAUUCGACUCCUGCACGAAAGAUUUAGGGCCAUUGCGACAAACUUUAUACGCUUGCUUAACCUGCAACCCUCCUCCAAAGACCGCCGAUGCGCCGCACACCGCAGCAGGAGUGUGCUACUCCUGUUCCAUCGCCUGUCAUGGCGAGCACACACUCGUCGAACUAUUCAACAAACGAAACUUUGUAUGUGAUUGUGGUACGACUCGUAUACCAUCGUCCGCUCCAUGCACGUUGCGCAACGACCCAAAGACCGGCGCGAAGGGCGUCCAUUCUGAACAAGCGCAUCCCGAGAACAAGUAUAACCAAAAUUUCCAGAACAAGUUCUGUGGCUGUAGCGAGGACUAUAAUGCGGAAGAAGAAAAGGGAACUAUGUUUCAGUGUCUUGGACUGGGAACCGUUGAAUCGGGCGGCUGUGGAGAAGACUGGUGGCAUCCAGAGUGUCUCAUCGGGCUGCCGCGGGAUUGGUAUAAGGACUUCAAGAAAAACGCGGGUGGGAAUGGUCAGAUUGAGGAUGAUGAAGAGACGCCACUUCCUCCGGGAUUUCCUGGGGAAGACGAUUUCGAGACGUUUCUCUGCUACAAGUGCAUUGACUCAAAUCCCUGGUUGAAACGAUAUGCGGGAACGGUGGGCUUCCUUCCCCCUGUGUACAAGGAAGGUGGAUUGUCCAAGACUGUCGGGCCUACACCAGAUACUAUAACUACAGAUGUCAGAGAAGAACAAACCACUAAUCCUAAGAAACGGAAAAUGGAGGAUGAGGAAGAAGGCGAGCCGACUACGAAGCGGACCAAGGAAGAUACUGAGAAUACCCCCUUGGACUCGAAGCCAGAGCCCAACCCAACACCAAAGGAAGAGCUUACUCAACCCCCUUCACUGAAGAACAAGCAUGACUCUCUCCCCGACCCUGUUCCUUCCGGUGCAUUCUCCUUAUUCUUGAAAGAAGACUUCCGCGACCACUUCUGCCGCUGUCGCGACUGUUACCCCAAUCUCUCCCCGCACAUCCAGUUGCGUGAAGAAGAAGAAACCUACGAGCCCCCGCUCUCUGAGAAUGGGGAAGCCAAUGGUGGUGGCAGCACUGGCACCGGUAGCCUCCUUGACCGCGGUGAAGCCGCAUUGAGCAACAUCGAUCGUGUGCGAGCCAUCGAAGGCGCAAUGGUAUACAAUCAUCUGCGUGACAAAGUUAAGGAGUUUCUAAAGCCAUUUGCGGAGACGGGUAAGCCUGUGGGUGCGGAGGAUAUCAAAGCUUAUUUUGAGAAACUUCGCGGCGAUGAACAACACAUUCAAGAUGCUGCUGGCCAGGCGUCUGCACUCUCAGGUAAGGACGAUGAUAAUGAUAAUGAUGAGGGGAACGGACGGAGAGAACAGAAUGGCUACUAAGCCGUUUCAUUUGAUGUAAUUACUUCUGAUCUGAAUUUCUUCCAAUUUCUUCUCAUGUUGUUUGACAUUUGGCACUGGGUUUUUGGCGGGUAGGUAACAGGGAUAUUGGGCGCGAAUGUGGGAAUGUAUCUUGAUUGUCUAGUUUACUACAUCAUAGGUAAAUCUU